CCCAGUAUCGAGGAACUCCAGGCGCGCGCGCCGACGCCGCGCGGAGGAUUUAGGGAAGGGCGCCCGCGCCACCGGAAGCUGUCGCGCGGUUCUUGGCGCCGGGAGCUCGGGACUGUGGAGAGUUCGGGAGCUGCCAUGGAGCCACUUGACCUACUUGAGCCGGAUCCCCUCGCUGACCUCGCUGGGGACGCGUUCCUGGAAAAAUUCCAGGGCCGGUGUUACAGUGGCCGUUUCCACGAGGACAACUGGGAAGAGGAAUUUGAAAAGAUCCCGUUGUUCAUGAAGAAAGCACCAUCAGAAAUUGAUCCCAUGAAGAAUCCUGACUUGGCUUGUCUCCAGUCAAUUAUUUUCGAUGACGAACGCUCUCCAGAAGAACAGGCCAAGAUCUAUAAAAAUGAGGGCAAUGAUUACUUUAAAGAAAAAGACUAUAAAAAGGCCGUGACUUCCUAUACUGAAGGCUUAAAGAAGAAGUGCGCAGACCCUGAUUUGAAUGCUGUUCUUCAUACCAACCGGGCAGCAGCGCAAUACUACAUGGGCAAUUUUCGUUCGGCUCUCAAUGAUGCGAUGGCUGCCAGAAAGCGAAAACCCUGGCACCUCAAAGCAAUAGUAAGAGGUGCCUUAUGCCAUCUGGAACUGAAAAACUACACUGAGGCUGUGAACUGGUGCGAUGAUGGGCUGCAGAUAGAUGCCAAAGAGAAGAUGCUUCUGGAAGUGAGGGCUAAAGCAGACAAACUAAAGCGAACUGAAGAGAGGGAUAUGAGGAAAGCCAAGCUGAAAGAAAAGAAGGAGCAGAACGAGAAUGAAGCUUUACUCCAGGCCAUCAAGGCUAGGAACGUCAGGCUAGUCUUUGAACCUGCCAGUGAGGAGGAAGAAUCCGCCUCAGCAGGUCUUUGUAAACUGCUGGACGGGCUCAACUUGCAGAACCCCUACGGAGCCAAGCCAAGUUUGGAUGACCAGGGCAGACUGAGCUGGCCUGUGCUCUUUCUGUACCCGGAGUAUGCCCAGUCGGACUUCAUCUCUGCUUUUCAUGAAGACUCCAGGUUUAUUGAUCAUCUAGUGGAGAUGUUUGAUGAACUGCCCCCUUGGGACUUAGAGCGGAAAUACUAUGCUGAUAAUUUAGAGGUCUACUUUGAGGAUGAGGAGAGGGAAGAGCUGUACCAGGUGCCUCCCAAGAGCACCCUGCGGCAGGUGCUGCAGCACCCCCGGUGCUUUGUGAAAGACCUGACACCAUCGUUUUUGGUCUGUGUGGAAUCCUCUCUUUUCUCUAGAAGUUAUUUCCGGGCGAGAAAUGUGCAGUAGGUAGAGGGACGGAGCCAGGCUGUGGAGCCAUUCCCCCUGGACCUCCUCCCUGACCCCCUCUCCCCGGAGUAUAGCCUACCUGAAUCAGCGGGACGUGCUCCUAGAACCCAGCACUUUUUUUUCCUCAUCCCGGCCACUGUCCUUCCUCAAAUCAUAGGCAGGGAGGAGCUGCUGACUUCCCUGAACUGCAGCUUCUCUGGUCAAAGUGCUCAGCCUCAGCUGGUCCUCACUAGUCUCUGUUUGGUCAUGACAUCCUUGGACUCACUGUGAGUUGCAUUAACCAGCCUCCAUCUCUGAAGGGACCAUUUGUCGGUUACCACAGCAACUCACCCAAGGAACUCACUGGACUGACUCACUAUCCAGUGACCUAAGUUCACGUUCUAACCUUUGUGGAGUUAGAGGCUUUAGAGAAGCUACCCCUCACACUGCACAUACACACAAACCACGCCUGUAAUUUUAAGGCACUAAAGCUGAGGUUCUGGCCUCCGGUUAUUUCCUGAGCAUGGAGGGUUGCUCUGUGGAGAUACUGUAGAUGCCUUGGGAUGAGAUGGGGCCAGGAACACCAGGUCCUGUUUCUGUAUCUGUACACACCUACAAUCUGGGACCCUCUAGAACCCCUGAAAGGUUUGCCAAUUUUCCCAGUCUUCGCAGUGUGGGGGGCAGCGAUGCACUUGGACAGUGGACUGCAUCCUUCCCCAGUUCUCACAUUUUAGGGUUUUGUGCCUUUUGCACUGGAAAAUCUUUUUGCGUGUUGAAUCAUUGUUCUAAGUUGUACCGAGAGGGCUUUCUGUGUCCUGAGCUGUAGCCAUGUGAGUUCCUGUCAUGUCCACCCCUUCCCCGGGGAGGAGUGCACUCGCCUGAAGAGCCAUGAUGUGGAAUGUUCAUUUUCUUUCCUCUGCCAUGAGAACAUACCUCCCUGGCGGGCUGCUCCUUCGGCCUGGGUGCCAGCAUGGUAAGACAUGCGGAACAGCUACAGCAGCUGCCCUCAACCACUGAUUGUAACUUGAGUGAGAAAUAAACGUUUGUUGUUGUAAUAGCA
Molecule: messenger RNA, 2338 nt
Organism: Phyllostomus hastatus (greater spear-nosed bat)
Lineage: Eukaryota; Metazoa; Chordata; Mammalia; Chiroptera; Phyllostomidae
Gene: TTC4
Product: tetratricopeptide repeat domain 4
Exons: 10
Coding region: 136-1299 (387 amino acids)
Molecular function (GO): Hsp90 protein binding
Source: RefSeq, a predicted model, not a curated record